AUGACUACCAUCGACAUCAGCGCACUCCCUACGGAGAUGCUGUCUCACAUCUUCAGCUUCCUUGACGCUGAGGCCCCGUCCGACCGACGCCUGCACGACCAGCCCCAUGCGCAUAUGCUUAAAGACCCCGACCUCUCGUCCCAGAACCUCAAGAACCUCUCGCUCGUUAACAAGCAAUGGCGUGCCACCGUGCUUCCUCUUCUCUUCCGGAACGCCGUCUGGUAUUUAGAUCACUCGGACCUGAGCCUGGUCGAUCUAGAGCUGUCCACUGGUCCUCACUCGAUGAUACCCCUGCUGUCCUUCGUGCGAGACAACAACCUGACAUCAUAUGUAAAGACAUUAACUCUCGUAGUUGUCAAGAGCACACGAGUGAGAUCUAACGGCGGUGAUGCCGAAUUAAGCCGCUCAGGAGACAAUGGGUACAGCCCAGACCCGUUCGGCCCAUGGAACCGCGUUGGCCGGGAGAGGGAUAUGGUUUUCAACGAGGACUCGAAUUGGCUUUGGAACCUGAUUUUCGACCUGCUUGACCCCCUCCGUUUUACCAUCAUCGCCUCACCUCGGACGUUGGCAUCACUGCUGGCCAGAAUGCUCUUCCUCGGCGACGCGUGGAGCUUUCACCAGUCACAUCAUGUGCUGUCAUUGUCUCGGAGUCAAAACACUGCUGCAAGCUCCGACAAGGAGAACGACGAGCCUGGUGCUCCGUAUAAGGAGGCAGGGUCGUCCUCUCCAGCCUCUUCCGAAAUCACGGCGCAGCCUUCUACGGCAGCGUCUUCUGCCACUCCCCCGGCCAAACGCGUCCCCUGCGCUCUCUUCGCCAUCCGCCCCUGGACAUCCCUCCUCCUCAAUGAGGGUUCCUCCACCCGCGUCUACAAGACAUACGAGUACUACCACAGACGUCCACCAUCCAUGCUUGGCGCUCUUCUUGGGGCAGAGGAGUUUCCCAACGAUGAGCCUCUGAUUACUCCUACCAUCCGCGAUCUUAGUUAUGUCGGUAUCUUCCCCUUGUCAACACACUUUAAUACCUUGGUGCAAAAUCUUCCGCGUAUCGACCGCCUCUUUGUGCAGCUCGUGCCACGAAAUGACAUCCUAAAAGAUAAAAAGGAGAUGGAACACCUGGACAUGGACGAUUUGUGGGCUGAGCGUAAUACGAGCUAUAGCAAGAUCAUGCCCAAGUUGUUCGAUAGUUCCAGCUCCGCGGGAAAUUGGCGCCAUCUUCAGGUUUUCGAAUCAGGCGAUGCUGCAGAUCGUGAGAGCUGGGACAUGGCGGUUGAGUAUGUGAGACACUUCGGUGCAGAAUGGAGGGUGGAAAGAGAGGGCGUUUUUGUGAAGCGGCAGCCAGGAGAGACUGAAAAUGAUGGAGACAAUGAAGAGAUGGAGGCGGGAUUUAGCAGCGAUGAUGACGCAGACGGUCCUGCAUUUUUCGGUGCUGGAAUUAUCCUCGACUACCUCUACUACCUCUAA
Diaporthe amygdali is the source of this 1461-nucleotide messenger RNA. Its product is annotated as F-box domain-containing protein. Lineage: Eukaryota; Fungi; Ascomycota; Sordariomycetes; Diaporthales; Diaporthaceae. The record is from RefSeq and is a predicted model, not a curated record. The coding region runs from base 1 to 1461 and encodes 486 amino acids. Gene Ontology annotation, molecular function: protein binding. The transcript has 4 exons.